This is a messenger RNA of Melanotaenia boesemani (Boeseman's rainbowfish), 1284 nucleotides long. RefSeq names its product solute carrier family 25 member 5 (gene slc25a5). Lineage: Eukaryota; Metazoa; Chordata; Actinopteri; Atheriniformes; Melanotaeniidae. The coding region runs from base 90 to 986 and encodes 298 amino acids. The transcript has 4 exons. Gene Ontology annotation, molecular function: ATP:ADP antiporter activity. Gene Ontology annotation, cellular component: mitochondrial inner membrane. The record is from RefSeq and is a predicted model, not a curated record. Gene Ontology annotation, biological process: mitochondrial ATP transmembrane transport; mitochondrial ADP transmembrane transport.
CCCUCAACUCUACAUUGGAUUCGGCCAUUUCACUUCACCGGCAAACAGCACCGAGCGAGCUGCGGGAAGGCGUCUGAUAACACCCGAAGAUGAGUGACCAAGCUAUUUCCUUCGCCAAGGACUUUCUGGCUGGUGGUAUCGCCGCUGCCAUCUCCAAAACAGCUGUAGCCCCCAUUGAGAGAGUCAAGCUUCUUCUCCAGGUACAACAUGCCAGCAAACAGAUUGCUGCUGAUAAGCAGUAUAAGGGCAUCAUCGACUGUGUUGUCCGUAUCCCCAAAGAGCAGGGCUUCCUCUCUUUCUGGAGAGGGAAUCUAGCCAACGUCAUCCGAUACUUCCCCACUCAGGCCCUCAACUUUGCAUUCAAGGACAAGUACAAGAAGGUUUUCCUGGAUGGUGUGGACAAGCGCACACAGUUCUGGAGAUACUUUGCAGGUAACCUGGCAUCUGGUGGUGCUGCAGGAGCCACAUCGCUGUGUUUCGUCUACCCCCUCGACUUUGCUAGAACUCGUCUCGCUGCUGAUGUCGGCAAAUCGGGAGCUGCGCGUGAAUUCAACGGCCUGGGAGACUGCUUGGUGAAGAUCUUCAGAUCUGAUGGCCUAAAGGGUCUGUACCAGGGCUUCAGUGUAUCAGUGCAGGGCAUUAUCAUCUACAGAGCUGCAUACUUUGGCGUCUAUGACACAGCAAAGGGCAUGCUUCCAGACCCCAAGAACACACACAUUGUUGUGAGCUGGAUGAUUGCUCAGUCCGUGACUGCCGUUGCUGGUCUUGUGUCCUAUCCCUUUGACACCGUCCGUCGUCGUAUGAUGAUGCAGUCUGGACGCAAAGGAGCCGACAUCAUGUACUCCGGCACCAUUGACUGCUGGAGGAAGAUCGCACGUGACGAGGGCUCCAAGGCCUUCUUUAAAGGAGCAUGGUCUAACGUGCUCAGAGGCAUGGGUGGUGCCUUUGUGCUUGUCUUGUAUGAUGAGCUUAAGAAAGUCAUCUAAGCUGAUUUUGUAUAACCACUGUUCAUGUUGUGAAGUUUAACUGUAACAUAUCUUGUACAUUUGAAAGGACUUAAAUGCCGAGCUAUAUUUAUAGGGACCAACUAGUAUUUUUUUACUAGUUGUACCGGGGUAAUCUGUUAUGCAUUUGUCUUCUCUUGGCCCAUGAUUUUUUUUUUCUUUUUUUUUUGUUGUUUUGCCCUCCACAAGAAUUUCAUUCCCUGACCAUAGGAACCUUGCCAGAAAAAGAGAAAUAAAGGCAACCUACUGAGUAAACCUCACGCCUGGUUUUGAAAACUAA